Phytophthora nicotianae INRA-310 is the source of this 1782-nucleotide messenger RNA. RefSeq lists its product as hypothetical. Gene Ontology annotation, biological process: pyruvate decarboxylation to acetyl-CoA. The record is from RefSeq and is a predicted model, not a curated record. NCBI's taxonomy places the organism in Eukaryota, Oomycota, Peronosporomycetes, Peronosporales, Peronosporaceae. Bases 105 to 1184 code for a protein of 359 amino acids. Gene Ontology annotation, molecular function: pyruvate dehydrogenase (acetyl-transferring) activity. The transcript is spliced from 2 exons.
UGGUCUGCUUGGAGCUGCGUGGGCCGCCAGAGCCCCAGACAUUGAUUUCCUAGUUUGCGGCGCAAGAAGCAGACCACUCCCCCUUCUCCUCGAGACGAUUUGAAAUGGCUCUCCGUCGCGUCCUGACCACCAGCAAGGCCUUCAAGGCGGCUCCGAGCCUCCUGCGCCGCUCCAUGGCCACUGUGGCCGACGAGAUGACGGUGCGUGAUGCGCUCAACACGGCCAUGGACGAGGAGCUCGCCCGUGACGACGAGGUCUUCCUCAUGGGCGAGGAGGUCGCUCAGUACAACGGCGCUUACAAGGUCUCCAAGGGACUGUGGGAGAAGUACGGUGACAAGCGCAUUAUCGACACGCCUAUCACGGAGCAGGGCUUCACCGGUCUCGCCGUCGGCGCUGCCUACCACGACACCAAGCCCAUCGUCGAGUUCAUGACGUUCAACUUCGCCAUGCAGGCCAUUGACCAGAUCAUUAACUCGGCUGCUAAGCAAUACUACAUGUCGAACGGCGACAUCCACGUGCCCAUUGUCUUCCGUGGCUCCAACGGUCCCGCUGCCGGUGUUGCCGCUCAGCACUCGCAGUGCUAUGCCGCCUGGUACGGCAGCGUGCCCGGACUCAAGGUGGUGUCCCCCUACGACUCGGAGGACGCUCGUGGUCUGCUGAAGGCUGCUAUUCGCGACCCCAACCCGGUUGUGGUGCUGGAGAACGAGCUCCUGUACGGUGUCUCGUUCCCUGUGUCCAAGGAGGCCCAGGACAAGGACUUCCUGAUUGAGAUCGGUAAGGCCAAGAUCAUGAAGCCGGGCAAGGACGUCACCCUCGUGGCUUUCUCUCGCAUGGUUGGAGAGGCUCUUGAGGCUGCCGCUGUUCUGGCCAAGGAGGGCAUUGACGCCGAGGUGAUCAACCUCCGCUCGAUCCGCCCGUUCGACCGUCAGGCCAUCAUUGACUCCGUGAAGAAGACCAACCGCAUUGUGUCCAUUGAGGAGGGCUGGGGCCAGCACGGUAUUGGUGCUGAGAUCGCCGGCAUCAUCAUGGAGACGGAGGCCUUUGACUACCUGGAUGCUCCCCUGGAGCGCGUGACUGGCACGGACGUGCCGAUGCCGUACGCCGAGAACCUGGAGAAGUUGUGCUUGCCGCACACCGAGGACAUUGUUGCCGCCGCCAAGCGCACUGUGGCCCGUAACCUGUAAGCAAACCAACCGCCUCUAUAACCAUGGACAACGUCGUCAUCCCCAUACCAAUCUGAUCUCGAGAACCUCGCGCUAUGAAGGAAAGCAGGGCGAGGGAUGAGCGUAUGCUCACUCACGACUACGCAGCAGCAAGCAUCGUGCGCGAAAGCAGGAAAGAAUGGAGUGAUUGACAGUAGGAAGGGUGUAACUAAUCGAACCCGAUAGACCACAACGUAUGCUCCAGCGGGUGAUUUACUGCAGCAAUUGUUCCCUCAUUUUACUCAUGAAGCUGCGGCGUUGACAACGCUGGUGCUUGGACAAGCAAAGCCGGUGUUUUUUGCUGAUGAAUGCGUGGUCUGGUGAUCCCGAAUAUAACGCGCAAAAACACACAAGUGAUAUUCGGCCCUCCCCAAACUCUAGGCUUACCCUUUAUGAAAAUGAAAAUACGGAAAUUAGUGUGCAUCUCCCUCACAAGCUUAGAAACCAAACUCGCCGAAGAAAUCAACAUCCUUCUUGGGCUUCUCCUUCUUUUCGACAGGUGCCGGAGGGGGAGCAGUGGCAACAGGGGCGGAGGCAGCAGCAGUCGAGCUAUUGCUGCUAUUGGCCGACGUUACGGACG